Molecule: messenger RNA, 402 nt
Organism: Rhizophagus irregularis DAOM 181602=DAOM 197198
Lineage: Eukaryota; Fungi; Glomeromycota; Glomeromycetes; Glomerales; Glomeraceae
Source: RefSeq, a predicted model, not a curated record
AUGGGUAAAUCAAAAAGGACGAUUGAUAAUGAGAUUAAAAAUGCUGUGAAUGAAUAUAAAAACGAACCCAACCGUUAUGUGAUGAUUAGUAAAAAAAUAGGUAAAGGAUUUACCUCAAAACAAAUUCGUCAACGUUGGUUGAGUCAUCUCGAUCCAAGUAUUUGUCACGAGGAACUCAACGAGGAUGAAAAAAAUUACAUUAUCGAAUGGGUUAAAGAUUAUAAAAAUAACAAUUCAUCUGAUAAAAUUUGCUGGACAAAAUUAAUUUCAGAGAUGAACAGUAAAUUCGGUAAAUUGCGAUCGGAAAAUAAGCCACCUUCUGCAUCAGGAUUGUUUACUUGUGGUCAGCUAGAAAAAUAUUGGUCUAAAAGGCAUAAUAUCAACCUUGGUACUUGGGUAUGA